UGAACAUUGACUUUAGCUAACAGAAAAAAUAAAAAUUGUAAUGGAAACUUAAAAUUCUUGAUAAAAUGGGAUUAUUUCAGAAACUAGCUCAUUUUCUUGGCGUGAAGAAAAGGGAAGUUAAUGUUCUUGUUGUGGGUCUUAACAAUAGUGGAAAAUCAACAGUAGUGAACAAGUUCAAAAAUGAGGAAGAAAGAGUCGCAGAAAUUGUGCCUACAGUGGGUUUUUCUAUAGAAAGAUUCCAAAAUCAAAACCUUGCAUUCACUGCAUUUGACAUGUCAGGUCAUGGGCGCUACAGAGACUUGUGGGAGCACUAUUACAAAGACUGCAAUGGAAUAAUAUUCGUCAUAGACAGCAGCGACAGAUUAAGACUCGUUGUAGUAAAAGAAGAACUCGAUCUUUUACUGCAACAUCCAGACAUAUGCAACAGAAAAAUACCCAUCUUGUUUUUUGCCAAUAAAAUGGAUAGCAAAGAAGCGCUUAGUAGCGUUAAGAUAGCCGCUGCACUAGGUUUGGAUAGAAUAAUGGAUAAACCUUGGCAUAUUUCGGCUAGCAAUGCACUGACGGGUGAAGGACUGCAGGAGGGUGUGGAGUGGCUGACGCAGCAAAUAAGGGAAUUAAUUCUUACGAGAAAUUAAGAUUAGGAAUACAAUAUAGUAGGGUUUAAAAUAAUUUCCAAUAUAAUUUGUACUUUUGUUU
Molecule: messenger RNA, 696 nt
Organism: Anoplophora glabripennis (Asian longhorned beetle)
Lineage: Eukaryota; Metazoa; Arthropoda; Insecta; Coleoptera; Cerambycidae
Gene: Arl6
Product: ADP-ribosylation factor-like protein 6
Exons: 2
Coding region: 66-635 (189 amino acids)
Biological process (GO): vesicle-mediated transport; intracellular protein transport; protein localization to cilium
Cellular component (GO): cytoplasm; axoneme
Molecular function (GO): GTPase activity; GTP binding
Source: RefSeq, a predicted model, not a curated record